GGGGAGAGAGAGAGAGAGAGAGAGAGUCAGAUAAUAGGAUUGAGGGAGCGAGAGAGAGGAGGAGAGAGAAACAGAAAGGACAGAGUGAGAGACAGAGUCGGGGUACACCUGACCUAAGAAGGGAGGUAGCUCCCUCUGCUAGCCACACACUCACGACGUUUGCACAGACACCACGACACACACACACAGACACACACACUCGCGCACACACACACACACACACACACACACACACACACACACACACACACACACAGUGCUAACAGGCAGAGGCAGUGAGCCAGCCAGCAGAGAGCCUGUCGACCAGCAGCCAUGACAGACACCGACUCUCUGAGCGAAGCACUGAAGGCCAUCAGUGUGAGUACGGAGCUCAUUGAAGAGGAGCUCAAGCCUCAUUUGGACACAGUGCUGGCUGCUCUUUUAGAAAAGAAGAAGGAUGCUGCUGUUGAGAUCACCAGAAGUGGGAUUCUACCGACCCUGGCUCAGGCCUUACGGAGCAAAAGCAGCCUGAGCUGCCAGGUGGCUCUGGUGGUGGCAGAGAUGGCAAGAGAAGCUGCAGUCAGGGAGCCGUGCAUUGAGGCAGACCUGGUGAAGGUGCUGGUUCCCCAUCUGAACUGCAAUAACCAGGAGAUGCUGCUGAACACCGGCAGGGCCAUUGGACGCAUCUGCUUUGACAACUCAUACCAACAGGACCAGUUAGUCCAGAGUGGAGUGAUCCCCAGACUGGUGUCCAUAAUAAGGGAGUAUCCAGAGAACGACCCUCUGGUCAACGUCUGCCUGCUGGCUCUCUGUAACCUCGCUGACAUGGACUCUGCGCGGGAUGCCCUGGCAGAGCUGGAUGUGGCAGCUGUACUGACCUUUCAGCUGAAACGGGCGCCUGAUGCCGAACGCCGACAUGUCAUUCUGGAAAUACUGGGCUCACUGGGCGAGAGCGAUACACUGAAGCUGCAGUUUGCAGAGUCAGGAGUACCAGAGGCUUUAUCAGAGAUGAUUCAGGGUUUGCAGGGAGGUUCUGACCCCCACGACCUCUGCAGCAUCAAGAUCGCCUCCAACCUCAUAGUGUCCCUGCUUUUAGGAGAUGAGUCUAUGCAGAAGUGUUUUGGUGAGGGAUCAGGUCUGGUAUAUCAGGAUGUUCUGUCCUGGCUGCAGAGCUCAAACACCCAGCUUCAGCUGUCCGGAGCGCUGGCCAUCGCCAACUUCGCCAGAAACGACAGUAACUGUGUGAAGAUGCUGGACCUCGGUGUGGUUCCUCACAUCCUCACCCUGUUGGAGCAGCAUGUCAACGAAGGAGACGUGUCUGUUCAACAUGCUGGACUGAGCGCGCUCAGAAACCUGGCCAUUCCUGGUACUGAUCAAAGCAAAACAGUAGACAUAUCCACCAACAAAGUGCGGAUGCUGGAGGACGGGGUGACUGAGAGGAUAAAGACCCUGCUGCGCUCUGACAUGCCGCCAGUUCAGUUCAAACUGCUGGGUACACUCCGCAUGAUGGUGGAUGGACAAGAGGAGGCAGCUCUGGUGCUGGGGAGGGAUGCCGUGCUGCUGGCUCGGGUCAUGGAGUGGUGUGAAGCCAAAGACCACGCAGGAGUCCGAGGAGAAGCCAGUCGCCUCCUGGCUGCCCUCAUCAGACACAGCCGCAGCCCCGAAGUUGUCCAUGCUGUGGCCAAAGCAGAUGGAAUUCGGCACCUUAUCUCCAUGGCAACAAGUGAACAUGUCAUCAUGCAGAACGAGGCCUUGGUUGCCCUGGCGAUAGCGUCUGCCAUCGACAUUGAGUCGAUGAAGGACCCGUUUGGGGAGGCGGAGCUGUUGUCCAUGCUGAAAAAGAUGUUGGAGGAUCCUGUAGGGGCAGUCGAAGUCAAGUUCAGUGCUUUAGGUCUCAUCUGCAGCCUGGCUAACUCCAGUGUGAUGAAGGUGGAGUUGAACUCUGUGAAUAUGAAGGAAAGCCUCAGUAAACUUACGGUUCACAGCAGCAGUAAACUUGCCUCGCAGGCCAGCUCCAUACUGGCCACUCUCAGUGACACCAGCUAAACCAGCACGCUGCAGCAACCCAGGAUCUGAUCUGAUGUAUGGAUUCAUCCUGCUUAUUCAACGGCAUACUUUGAUUCAAAUGAUCUUACUGCACAGAUACUUCUAUAUACUGAAAUGGCUUCUCAAAAUGUCUCCUGUUGUGUGACAAUAAUUACUAAUUAAGGACAAGCAAAACCAAUCAUUUUCCAUUGCAAUCUACCAGGUUUAAAGAAAUACAAACAAGCAAGGGCGUGUUUUCCCGAUAUACGAGAAUGAGAAUGUGUGGAGCCAGAACUUUCUUUAGCACUGACAGUGCUGUGGAGAUGGGUCUGGCUAUGCGAGACUACGCACAACGUGAUUAGUUGAUGCCUUUAUACGCAGUGCAAAAGCUCAGAAAAAUCAACCUUGUUCUGAAAAAUAAAGACAUCGCUUUUUUGCCCCGAAA
Molecule: messenger RNA, 2449 nt
Organism: Sebastes umbrosus (honeycomb rockfish)
Lineage: Eukaryota; Metazoa; Chordata; Actinopteri; Perciformes; Sebastidae
Product: rap1 GTPase-GDP dissociation stimulator 1
Exons: 14
Coding region: 313-2025 (570 amino acids)
Biological process (GO): positive regulation of GTPase activity
Cellular component (GO): cytosol
Molecular function (GO): guanyl-nucleotide exchange factor activity; protein binding
Source: RefSeq, a predicted model, not a curated record